Messenger RNA from Sclerotinia trifoliorum, 1135 nucleotides. Lineage: Eukaryota; Fungi; Ascomycota; Leotiomycetes; Helotiales; Sclerotiniaceae. The record is from the annotation of a GenBank genome assembly.
UCAUAUCAACAAUCUAAUCUAGGUACUGUAUUAAUCUAUUUACCAAAUAAUAAUUCAACAAUUUUUUGUACAUAUUCAUUGAUAUUCAUUGAUAUUCAUAAAGGUUUCAAAUCCAAAAACAUCUCUCGUUCCCAUCUCAUCUCUCAUUCUAACCUUUCCUCUCCUUCCUCAAUCUAAUCAUUCUAUACACAAUCAUCCCAUCCCAUCCCAUCCCAUCCUCAUCUUUCCUCAUCUACCUACCUAGACACCAAAACCUCACUCACACCACAAUGCCCCAACCACCCCUCCGCAUCGCAAUCCUCGAAUGCGAUACCCCCCUCCCAAAUACUGACGCCAAAUACAAUGGAUACGGCGGCGUAUUCAGUAUGCUCCUCGAGCGCGGAGCUAGCAUCCUUACACCAGCGCUCCCUGUAUCCUCCCUCCAAAUAAGUUCCUACGACGUUGUAACGCUUCAGGAAUAUCCCAGCCCAUCGUCCAUUGACGCAAUAUUAAUCAGUGGAUCGCGAUUCACGGCCUUUGAUUCCGAGCCGUGGAUUGUGAAAUUGGUCGAGUUUGUGAGGGGGCUCUUGGAGCAGGGAAGGGUGAGAGUGGUGGGGAUUUGUUUUGGACAUCAGAUUGUGGGAAGGGCGAUGGGGAUGAGGGUUCAGAGGAAUGAGAAGGGGUGGGAAAUUAGUGUGACGCCUGUGGAAUUGACGGAGAGGGGAAAGGAGAUAUUUGGUUUAGAGAGUUUGGUUUGUUUUUUCUAUCCUAUCUUAUUCUUGCUGGAGACGGGGUAAGAAAUAAGGAAUUGGGACUAAUUAUUUUCACAGAAUAUAUUUCAAAUGCAUAAAGAUAUGGUGUAUGAAUAUCCUAAAGAGGUGGAACAAUUAGCAUAUACGGAUAAAUGUGCAACGCAGGGAAUGUAUAUUAAAGGGAGACUAAUGACGGUGCAAGGACAUCCGGAGUUUACAAAGGAAAUUGUGAGGGAAGUGUUGGAGGCAAGACAUGCUUCUGGUAUUUUUGACGAUGCGACUUUUGAGGAUGCAAUGAGUAGGGUUGAUAAGGAUCAUGAUGGCGUGAAAGUAUCCCAAGCUUUCUUGAAAUUCAUCAUGGAAGAUUAGGCGGGUAUUCUCCUCAAAUUGAAUAUUUCUGCUAA